Molecule: messenger RNA, 794 nt
Organism: Hermetia illucens (black soldier fly)
Lineage: Eukaryota; Metazoa; Arthropoda; Insecta; Diptera; Stratiomyidae
Gene: zetaCOP
Product: coatomer subunit zeta-1
Exons: 4
Coding region: 144-680 (178 amino acids)
Biological process (GO): intra-Golgi vesicle-mediated transport; intracellular protein transport; retrograde vesicle-mediated transport, Golgi to endoplasmic reticulum
Cellular component (GO): COPI vesicle coat
Source: RefSeq, a predicted model, not a curated record
CCCUAAGGUAAGCGUACUAGAUCCAAUAUUAGUAGUAGAUUAGUAUUAAAACAUACAAUUACAAUUGUGAAUGGAAGAAAAUAGUGAAACGUCAAAGCGUUACACGUCAGAUGUCAUAUUGAUACUAGUGACAAAUCGCGAGAAUGGACGGAUCAACAUUGGAACCCACACUAUUCAUCAUCAAAGGCAUGUGCAUCAUGGAUAAUGAUGGCAAUCGGCUUUUGGCGAAAUACUAUGAUAAAAACAUCCUGCCAACAGUGAAGGAGCAGAAAACAUUCGAAAAGAAUCUCUUCAAUAAGACCCACCGUUCGAACACAGAAAUUAUCAUGCUGGACGGUCUGACCGUUGUUUACAAGAGUAAUGUUGACUUGUUCUUCUACGUGAUGGGAAGUACCCACGAGAACGAGUUGAUCCUGCUGUCGGUGCUUAACUGCUUGUACGAUUCAAUUAGUUUGAUCCUCAAGAAGAAUGUGGAGAAGAAGACAGUCAUGGAGAAUUUGGAGAUCAUCAUGCUGGCCUUUGAUGAGAUUUGCGAUGGCGGAAUUAUUCUCGAUGCUGACCCGUCUUCUGUGGUGAAAAGAGUAGAUCUACGAAAUGACGACAUCCCAAUUGGAGAGCAAACAGUUGCGCAGGUUUUACAGUCAGCGAGAGAACAACUGAAAUGGUCGCUAUUAAAGUGAUUCAUAGUAUUUUUCCUGCAAUACAUUCGAUUUUAUUAUUUGAUUAGUUGCCGUUUCCAAUAUUGAUAAGAUUACAUGCGGAAUAUAUAUAAUAUCUUUAUGAUACAAAAUGAA